CUCUGUAACUCAGGCUCCAGAAUCGACAACUUGACAGACAUGCGAACAAUUGUAGUCGCCUAUAUAGUGUCUGGAGUAAUUUUUCUCUUCAUUUUCUCGUUCUUCUGCAUUCUCUUCAAAUCAAAAUUGAAGAGAAAAAAUCAUGCCAGGGAAGAUCUACGCCGAAAAUCACACAGACGACGUAAAAGGCAGAAAAGUAGCCACCGAGGAACGGGCGUUCAUCACCGAUAUCCACAUCAAUCAGGUAGUCGACUUGCCGGCGAGACGAAUACAACAAGGACACCACGGCUGAGGCAACCUUUUAGGCAAUCGAAACCUAAACAAACAAUCCUGGACAAGCACAGACUCUCUGGUGCUGUUACAAUGAUAACAAGACUUUCUGAGGAUGAGAGGUGUUUAAGCAAUUACCGAUAA
Meloidogyne enterolobii is the source of this 414-nucleotide messenger RNA. The record is from the annotation of a GenBank genome assembly. NCBI's taxonomy places the organism in Eukaryota, Metazoa, Nematoda, Chromadorea, Rhabditida, Meloidogynidae.